GGCUAUCAACAUGAGAACGUUCUUUCGGUAACUUGUCGCCAUCAUGGGUCGUAUGCACGCUCCUGGAAAGGGUAUAUCCCAGUCGGCUCUACCAUAUAGAAGAUCCGUGCCUACGUGGCUUAAACUAACCCCAGAGGAUGUUAGAGAGCAGAUAUACAAACUUGCUAAGAAGGGAUUAAGACCCUCACAGAUUGGUGUGAUCCUUAGGGACUCGCAUGGCGUUGCGCAAGUGAGAUGGGUCACCGGAAACAAGAUUCUACGAGUUCUCAAGACGAAGGGUCUUUCGCCCAACAUCCCCGAUGACCUUUACCACAUGAUCAAGAGGGCCGUGGCCAUGAGGAAGCAUCUGGAAAGAAACAGAAAGGACAGGGAUGCAAAGUUCCGUCUGAUUCUUGUAGAGAGCCGUAUCCACCGCCUCGCAAGAUACUACAAGAGGAAGCGGGUUCUUCCCCCAAACUGGAAGUAUGAAUCCGACACAGCCUCCGCCAUGGUCGCAUAAAUGAAGCACAUGCAAAUACGGUCAGCAAGGGGAUUGAUUCUAUAUCUGUAUGAGGAGUGAUGUACAUUAAUAAAUGACAUGGAGAGAAUCCAAUA
Molecule: messenger RNA, 594 nt
Organism: Priapulus caudatus
Lineage: Eukaryota; Metazoa; Priapulida; Priapulimorpha; Priapulimorphida; Priapulidae
Product: 40S ribosomal protein S13
Exons: 6
Coding region: 44-499 (151 amino acids)
Biological process (GO): translation
Cellular component (GO): nucleolus; cytosolic small ribosomal subunit; ribosome
Molecular function (GO): structural constituent of ribosome; small ribosomal subunit rRNA binding
Source: RefSeq, a predicted model, not a curated record